UAGAGAAGUCUGGUCACCCGUCAAAUACACACACAUGUAUUUUUCGUGCCAGUGUGAUUGCGGCACAAAUGAAUGAGAUUGACGAUUUAUUUUUGGCGCAGAUUAUUUGCUCGUUUCUUGCAUUUUUUUCGUCUGAUAGGAUAUUACAAGUAACUGAGUAAAGAUGUCGUGGAGACUACAGCUAGAUGGGGGCUUAGCCGCGGACUUUGAUUCCAACCUGAGCGGUUUGGGCACUGAGCUUGGCACGGCCGCUUAUAAUAUGAGUGAGGUACUGGCCCUGCCAAUUUUCAAGCAAGAGAAUGUUGAAGACGCAUUUCAGUACAUAUUAAAUGCAGCCACCUCACCGGCCACUAAGGUGAACGAAGAAACACUGACAUACCUCAACCAAGGCAAGUCGUACGAGAUGAGACUGAAGAAACUAGGAGAUGUCUCGCAGUUUGAAGGCAAAUUACUCAAGAGUGUAGUUCGAGUUCUCUUCAACGACAAACGACUCCAGUAUGCCGAGUCUGAACAGCUGGCCUCGUGGCGGACCAAUCGUCCCGGUGAACGCCUGAUCAAGUUAGACGUACCACUCUCACACAAUCUCAUUGAGUUCAACGCCAGCUCCAGCGCCCUGAAUGCCGUGGAAUUCCUCUGGGACCCUACUCAAAUUGCUAGCUGCUUUGUUCAGGUUAAUUGUAUCAGCACAGAGUUCACACCCAAGAAGCACGGAGGGGAGAAAGGUGUUGUCUUUCGUCUUCAUGUGGAUACGCACAUCCAUGGCAAGGAACAGGAGAAACCCUUUCACUCAGCUAGCUGUCAAGUCAAAGUCUUCAAGCCGAAGGGAGCAGACAGAAAACACAAGACGGACCGAGACAAAAUGGACAAAAUAUCCGACUCAGAAAAAGAGAAAUACCAUCCGUCCUAUGAGUGCACAGUCCUGACUGAGCAAGAAAUACAUUUGUCUGGAUCAGAAAGCAACGGGAAAGUGCCGCCGAGUCCGUCAGAGUUAGACUGGUCGCUGGGGCAGAGCCCCUUAAUGCACAAGCAUGUUUCCCCCUUCCGAUUACCUACCGAGAACAUCCCUGUGCCCUUACAGCUGAGAGAGCAGUCACCCAUCUUCCAUCCAGAUGACUCCUUUGGAUCAUUUGAAGAUUCAGCUAACAACCAGUCGUCAAGCAGUGAGACGGUGGAGCACUUGGGCGCAGGCAACUUCGUGGGUACGCCAUCCGUUGGGACAAGCAUUCAGGACACUCAGGAUUGGUUGAAGCAAAACCGCUUUGGUACAUACACCAAGCUCUUUCAAAACUUUGCAGGUGCUGAUCUCUUGCGACUUGGUAAGCAGGAUCUAAUACAAAUCAUGGGACCAGCAGACGGAAUCAGGUUAAACAACGCACUCCAGAAAAGACAUGUUAGACCGAGACUGACGCUGUAUGUGUGUCAAGAGCAGGAACAAGUGUAUCAUGCUGUGUACCUAGAGUUGCAGACGUUACAGGAAUUACGCGCCAAACUGGCAACAUUGUACCACAUUCCCUCAGAGCAUAUAUCCACAAUACUACGACAAGGGCCGACUGGUAUCCGUGUUCUUGUCAGUGAUGAGAUGGUCCAAAAUUUUCAGGAGGAGUGUUUAUUUUCACUUCAAACAAUCAAAGAUGAACCAAGUUCGGGACUGGACAAGCACGUGCAGGGAGAAACGUACACAAUCAUCAUGGCAUAAAAUAACCAAUAAUUACACAGAUUUAGUGUAUCGGAAUGUGGAUGCAGGUAUUUUUUUAGCUUCUAUCCACGGUCAGAAAAAAGAAGCUUUUUAUUUUUGAAGAUAUUGAUCAUUCACUGGUCAUGAAAUUACCUCGAAAAACCAUGUCAGUGGAAUUUUUUUUUUAAACUGAAAUUUAAUGUAAAUUGAUCAACCGUAAUGUAAAUUGGCGACGAUUAUCUUGACAAACGUUGGGACCUCCCUGCAGUAUACAAAUUAGAUGGGCAAAUACAGUUGAAUAAACAAGAACAGUACGUAGAGAACCGUGGUUUACAGGGCGAGUCAAAACCAAAAAAGGAAACCCAAAUGGCGCCCCCUAUUUUUGUAAAAGAAUUUCUGCAUGUAGCAUUUUUCA
Molecule: messenger RNA, 2090 nt
Organism: Patiria miniata (bat star)
Lineage: Eukaryota; Metazoa; Echinodermata; Asteroidea; Valvatida; Asterinidae
Product: upstream-binding protein 1-like
Exons: 18
Coding region: 164-1696 (510 amino acids)
Biological process (GO): regulation of transcription by RNA polymerase II
Cellular component (GO): nucleus
Molecular function (GO): DNA-binding transcription activator activity, RNA polymerase II-specific; RNA polymerase II cis-regulatory region sequence-specific DNA binding
Source: RefSeq, a predicted model, not a curated record